AGAACAGUAACGUGUCAACUGAAUUGCUUCGGCUAUUUAUUCGAUUAAAACUACGCACCAUCCCAGUGUGUGGUUCAUCUUCUGUUAUUUUGUUACUCGAGUGCAUUGGAAAAAUGAAAUAUUGCAUUUUCUUCGCCAUUGUGCUGCUUUCAUGUGGAGCAGUACUAUCUGAAAUUCAGGACACUGCGACGCCAUAUAAAAAGAACAUUGCAGCGCGAACAUCAUUCCCGAUAGUAAAUGACUACGUUGAAUUGGAUUCCGGUGAAACUAUGCUAAAAACAGAUCCGAAUAUUACUUUUCCAUACAGCAAGGUGCCAUUGGGUCGUCAAAAUUUUGACGACGAAUCCGAAAAUGCUAUUAAUGACCAAAUUGCAAUGGAGUUGUACGCCUCGCACGUGUACCUGACGAUGUCCUACCAUUUCGACCGCGAUGACGUUGCUCUGCCUGGGUUCGCCAAGUUUUUCAAGAAAGCCUCGGACGAAGAGCGGGAACAUGCUGAGGGUUUAAUGGGUUACCAGAACAGGAGAGGAGGUAGAAUUGUAAUGAAAAGUGUUCCGCAACCAGACAGAGAUGAUUGGAAUACCGGAAGAGACGCGAUGUGGCAAUCUCUGGUAUUGGAAAAAGAAGUAAAUCAGCAGCUGUUACGAUUGGUUAAUCUGGCUGAGAACAAAAAUGACCCUCACCUUGCCGAUUUCAUAACAUCGAACUACCUCAAAGAGCAGGUGGAGUCCAUUGCCGAAUUUGCCCGACACAUUUCAAACUUAGAUCGUGUUGGACCGGGACUCGGUGAAUACAUGUACGACAAAGAGACUCUUCAGUAGUGAGUGCUUGGAAUCAAGAGUAAUGAGCGCCCUCAGCGUACAUCUAUGUCAAUGGUCAAUUUUCGUCAAAUUACUAGUAAAAAUUGUAUCUAGUGUUAUUUCAAAUGAAAUGUUUCAAUACACAUUAAUAAUUAUUACACCUUUAACACCUUAAUACAUGCCUAUUUAUUGUAAUUGAAUAACAUGGUUAAUACAAGUGAUAUUGUCAGCUUAUAUUCUCAGGCAUUGGUUUUAAAACAAGAACAAACAGAGAACGUUAAUUAAAAUUGAAAGUCUGGGUAAUAAUAGUCGACUUCCAGCUAUAAUUAAAAGAAUGAGAAUGAAAUUAGAAAUGGCAGUAAUCGUCUAAAAAUUAAAUAUAAUAUUUGAACGUAUGUAGCUGUUUGAUAGAAUAAAUCUGUUAUGCGAAA
This is a messenger RNA of Saccoglossus kowalevskii, 1231 nucleotides long. Its product is annotated as soma ferritin-like. Gene Ontology annotation, biological process: intracellular iron ion homeostasis; iron ion transport. Gene Ontology annotation, molecular function: ferric iron binding; ferrous iron binding. Gene Ontology annotation, cellular component: cytoplasm. The record is from RefSeq and is a predicted model, not a curated record. Lineage: Eukaryota; Metazoa; Hemichordata; Enteropneusta; Harrimaniidae.